Molecule: messenger RNA, 1122 nt
Organism: Rangifer tarandus platyrhynchus (Svalbard reindeer)
Lineage: Eukaryota; Metazoa; Chordata; Mammalia; Artiodactyla; Cervidae
Source: the annotation of a GenBank genome assembly
AUGGCAGGCAGUGCCACUACUAAUCCCUUGCAGACACUUCAGGAGGAAGCCGUGUGUGCCAUCUGCCUGGACUACUUCAAGGAUCCCGUGUCCAUCGGCUGUGGUCAUAACUUUUGCCGAGGGUGUGUGACCCAGCUGUGGGGCAAGGAAGAUAAUGAGCAAGACAGGGAGGGAGAGGAAGAUGAAUGGGAGGAGGACGAGGACGACGAGGAGGCAGUAGGGGCCAUCGGUGGAUGGGGCAACUCCAUUCGGGAGGUUUUAUACCAGGGGGAUGCUGACGAGGAGUUGUUCCAGGACCAAGAGGAUGAUGAACCCUGGGUCGGUGACGGUGGCAUAAGGGACAGAAUGGAUUAUGUGUGGGACCAAGAAGAAGAGGAGGAAGAUACGGACUACUACCUGGGAGGCUUGAGACAUGACCUGAGAAUUAACGUCUACCUGCAAGAGGAGGAGAUUUUGGAAGAAUACGAUGAGGAGGACCAAGAGCUGUACCCUGACACUCACCUGGCCCCGCCUCCAGCCCCUCCACGGCAGUUCACUUGCCCCCAAUGCCGAAAGAGCUUUAAGCGUCGCAGCUUUCGUCCCAACUUGCAGCUGGCGAACAUGGUCCAGAUAAUUCGCCAGAUGUGUCCCACUCCUAAUCGAGAGAGCCGGGUGAAUGAUCAGGGCAUCUGCUCCAAACACCAGGAAGCUCUGAAACUCUACUGUGAGGUGGACAAAGAGGCCAUCUGUGUGAUAUGUCGAGAAUCCAGGAGCCACAAACAGCAUAGUGUGGUGCCAUUAGAUGAAGUGGUACAUGAGUACAAGGUUCAGCUGUUGACUGCUGUAUCACAAGUCAGACUGUUUAAACUUGGUCCUCUCUACUGUGGCUGUACCCUGGACCUUUUCUUCACACAGACUUGCUACACACCUGAAAUCCUGAACUCCAAUUGUACCAUGAACUUAGCUCUUUGCAUUCUAGUACAGUUAAACACACUCCAGUUAUACAUGCCCUUCAUCUUUAUGGAGGCCACUGUUCCACUGACUCCUAAUUUUUUCCUUUCCCCAUUUAUCAGACAUUUGCUAGCCUUACUUACUAUCCUUCUGACCCUGUACCUCAAGAUUAGUCUUAGCACAAAGAACUGA